AUGCCGUACGCAGAUUUACCUGUUGAGAUAAUUCUCAACAUCGCAUCGUUUUUCGACCUGGACUUUGACGUUCAACCUGACAAUUGGGGACCGUCCACCUAUCAUGCUGAUGUCAAAUCCUUGAGCAACUGGAUACAGACCUCGAAAUGGCACGCAUCGGUUCUCACCCCCGUCCUAUACGACAGCGCAUUUGGGUUUACUGUAGAGCAGAGUACGGCCAACACAGCACCAGCUCUAGACGAGAGCGCAUUUGGGUUUACUGUAGAGCAGAGUACGGCCAACACAGCCCCAGCUCUAGACGAGAGCGCAUCUGGGUUUACUCCAAUGCAGAAUACGGCAGAUACAGCACUGGUCUCAUUUCGUUCAAGAGCAAUGCUCAAGAACAGCAGGAGGAUUUGGGCGGUAGGACAGGUUUGGGAGUCGAAGCAAAUCACCGAUUACUUCCUGAGUAGGACCGACAAAUGGUUCCCUUGCGCAGGAUACGAUCCUGAAAGAUUGUCAAUACUAGCAGCGAUGGUCCACGCUAAGGACCACGGGUUGCUGAAAAUUCUACUUUCCCAGGAAGACAUUCGCAAAACGCAGCUUGAGCCCUCCGACUUAGCCCAGUACACACCCUUGAGGGUAGCGAUUGAGAUUAUUGACAAAAGGGCAGUCCAACUACUACUCGGUGCCCGCGCAAGUCUCACACACAGAGACCAUCUAGGUUACUCAGCACUGCAUCAUGCAGCAAUUGUUGACGCCUCUCGGCGCUGGCAAGAAUACCGGUGCGAGACCGUGGAAAUUCUCGAAAUACUCCUUGCAGCUGGAGCGGAUGUCUGGGCGACUGCUAAUGGUUCUCAUACACCUUUGCCGAUUCACUGCGCGCUAAAGUCGUUUGAUCUUCAGAGAGCAGAGCGACUACUGGAAGUCAUGCUAGCGACGGCGGACCAAGCCUCAAAAGGAAACUGGAAAUACAGUAUCUUGCUUUUCGCCCUUGGGAAGGUUAACUCCAAUGUUACUGGGCUGGUUCAGACCCUCCUUAAAAACGGCGCGGACAUAUUUACAUCGACUUGCGAGCGGGACACUGCACUGGGCUUGAUAGGACACUGGAGACCGUAUUUCGAUGAUGGAUGGGGUCUCAGCGAAGUUAAAGCUCAAGGGCGUGAACUCGCAACCAGGCUGUUUCAGACAAAUCCUCGUAUCUGGCCAAAGGGUCAUAUCAACCGACAGCUAUGGAAGCAUGUGCAAGAAGGGCCGGUGUUAAAGUGUCAUCUUAUACUGUUCGACCUCCUGUUGAAGUCUGGGGGUUCGGCAUUGACUGCAGUUGGAAACGACGGCAACACUCCCCUCCAUUACCUCUGCGACCCCAGCUUCAUGAGCGGGCUUGACAGCUACAACUACAAAGGACGCUUCAAAAAUACACUUCGGAUGAUAGCUCUGCUUCUCGACAAUGGGGCCAGUAUCUCAGCGCAGAACUCGAAAGGUCAGACUCCUCUUUUCCUAGCAGCUCGUUCGCCCUGGCCGCAAUUCCUCGCCCUCCUCCUCCGCAAAAGACCGAUGGACCCGGCAGUCAAUACAGCAGAAACUAGAGGAGAGACCCCCCUUCGCGUUGUCGUGGGACGCGGGAAUACAGAGUUAGUCAAGCUUCUCAUCGACAACGGAGCUGACCUUAAUGCCAUCGACAACCGGGGGUCCAGCGUGGUACACAUUGCUGCGACUGCGAAGAGCAAGAUACUACACUGGUUGAUCCAAGCUGGGUGCGACCUCUCCCCUAUACAUUCAAGCGAUGGAAGUGCCCUGCAUAUAGCUAUUACAUACGGCUUCAUCCGAGGAGUCAGGGCUCUUCUUGACGCCGGAUGCUCUCCUUUCGUGACAAACUCGGAUGGACGGACAGCGUUGCGCUUAGCCGCCGCCUGCGGUAAAUUCAGCAUACUACACGAACUUGUGCGUCGUGAAGGGAGGAAACUUGUGGAGGCCGACGAUCAGGGGAGUGGCAGUUUGGUUUGCGCCUUGUUGGGUGUAAAUUGGGAAACUUGGGCAGGCUGUUCGAAGAACAGUGCUAAGAAGGCUGCAAGACUUUUGGUGGCCAACGGAGCGGCGGUUCAUGAUCAGUGUCCAACAUGUGCUGUGGGGAGGAAACACUGCCGCCUCUCAAGCUAG
Aspergillus mulundensis is the source of this 2139-nucleotide messenger RNA. Its product is annotated as ankyrin repeat domain-containing protein. Gene Ontology annotation, molecular function: protein binding. Bases 1 to 2139 code for a protein of 712 amino acids. NCBI's taxonomy places the organism in Eukaryota, Fungi, Ascomycota, Eurotiomycetes, Eurotiales, Aspergillaceae. The transcript has a single exon. The record is from RefSeq and is a predicted model, not a curated record.